Cyclocybe aegerita is the source of this 1449-nucleotide messenger RNA. Lineage: Eukaryota; Fungi; Basidiomycota; Agaricomycetes; Agaricales; Hemipholiotaceae. The record is from the annotation of a GenBank genome assembly.
AUGGCUGGCCCCGGUGGCACUGGUUUCAAUCAUCUUCCCGUUGAUACUCUAAUCAACAUCAUGAGUUUUCUUCCUCCAUCAGCAAUUUUCGCGCUGCGCAAGCUCUGCAGAAUAUGCUACAAGGCAAGCCUCGCGCGCAGCAUCUGGACUUCCAUCGUUCGGAACGAGAUGGAGAACCAUCAGAUCCCCACGUUCACGUUCCCUUUGUCGACGAUGGAAGGAUCAGCUUUGGAGCGACUCGCUAUGUCGCCCUACCUUUUCGAUCACUUUUUAGACGACCAGGAUGUUGGCCCGCGGAACCCUCACGUCAUCCGAAUCCUACUCAAUCGCUUGGAGAAAUGGAAACUCAAAGACCUAUCAAUCCGAUCUCGUAGCCCCGGGUAUACGUCCGUCCACCUGGCCCCAGGAGGCAGAUUCCUUGUCACCUCUUCUCCAGCGGUUGGGAACAACGCUGAAAACAAGACGCUCGUUCAGCUCUGGGACAUCGGGGUUCGUGGUCAUGGCUACAACAGCAAAGUAUUGGCUAGUCUUGUGCUGGCAGCGACUCAGGUCCCCGCUGUCAUCGCUCCUAGUCUCGAUGGGAAGGGAUUUUGCCUGAUAUGUGUUGAACAAGGAGUUGCUUUGUCCGCCUAUGCCAUCACAGAUCCUGGCUCUUCUCCGGCCAUAAAGCUUUUGAACAGUUUUCAAACACAUCUGAACGGUGAUGCGCUGGAAUCUGCUCUAUUUGUCGUGUCAGGGAGCCGCUUGGGAUGCCUUCUUGACGGAGCGCACCUCGGGGUGUGGGAUUUCGUGGCCAACACCUCGAUAGUAUGGCAAACGCAUAUUGAUGCUUUAUCCGAUGUCGCAGAACUCCCUUCAUGCUCUCUCCAACUUCACGGAAACUGCACCCUCCUCGCAUAUAACGGUAAAAUAUUCAUUUGGAACAUACUGGAGCUAGAAACAAACUUUGCAGGUCAAGCGGUCUCAUUCCAUCAUCCUGCCUCCGUUUUUAGCAACCUCCUCAUUCACUCUCACUUUGCUGAGGAAAUUGAUGAUGAGGACGAUUCGAGCCUACGGAUGGUACCGCAGUCUCCUUGGAAGCCCUUCCCCUCCCAAGACAAUAAAGAAGACUGCCUGGCUUUGUUCUGCGAGACACGAGCUGCCAUCCACCAAGUUCACAAGCUUGACAUCUUUAGCCAUCCUUCAAACCGCCUUCCUGGUGUCAUUCCACUGCAGCUGAAUGCGACGAACGAAUUUGCCUUUGACUACCUAGAGGAAGUUGGGGUUGGCCCACUUCUUCCUUGGAAGCAUGCUAUGGAGCACUUGAUUUUUGCCGAGUUCAGGACCGUCGGCUGUCGCGUGCAUCGACUAUGCGAAGGUGGUGACAAGUGUGAUUGCGGUAUGGUGACAAAGCUGUGCUUCAGCUCUGACGAUAAUUUCUACAUUGUGGACUAUUUGGACGAUAUUUAA